Messenger RNA from Cucurbita maxima (winter squash), 1038 nucleotides. RefSeq names its product oxygen-evolving enhancer protein 2, chloroplastic. Gene Ontology annotation, cellular component: photosystem II; photosystem II oxygen evolving complex; extrinsic component of membrane. The record is from RefSeq and is a predicted model, not a curated record. Bases 132 to 926 code for a protein of 264 amino acids. Lineage: Eukaryota; Viridiplantae; Streptophyta; Magnoliopsida; Cucurbitales; Cucurbitaceae. Gene Ontology annotation, biological process: photosynthesis. The transcript has 4 exons. Gene Ontology annotation, molecular function: calcium ion binding.
CCAAACGCCGACCAUUUUCCUCCACACAAACCCAAAACUCACAUAAACAGCAACAAAAAUCUCACGAACUCCACACAUUAUUCUAUACCCACUUCCAAAUCCCCCUUCUCAUUCACUUACAGCCUCCAACAAUGGCUUCCACCUCCUGUUUCCUCCACCACCACGCCCUCACCGCCUCCUCCGCAAGAUCGUCGUCCUCCCCACGCCAGGUGGCUCCGCUCAAGCCUGCGCAGCUGCUUGUCUGCCGUGCCCAGAAGCAGCAGCCCGUUCUGGAGGAGGACGGCGGCGUUGUCUCUCGCCGAUUGGCUCUCACUGUCCUCAUUGGCGCCGCUGCUCUUGCCUCCAAGGUUUCUCCGGCUGAUGCUGCUUAUGGAGAAGCUGCCAAUGUGUUUGGAAAGCCAAAGAGCAACACAGAUUACUUGCCAUACAAUGGAGAUGGAUUCAAGCUUUCAAUUCCUUCCAAGUGGAAUCCAAGCAAAGAAAGGGAAUUCCCAGGCCAAGUUCUUAGAUAUGAAGACAACUUUGAUUCCAACAGCAAUCUUAGCGUAAUUAUCAACCCAACCGACAAGAAAUCCAUCAAAGAUUAUGGCUCCCCAGAAGAAUUCCUUGCCCAGGUUGACUUUUUGCUGGGGAAACAAGCCUACUUUGGAAAGACUGCCUCUGAGGGUGGGUUCGACCCGGACGCAGUGGCAACAGCGAACGUAUUGGAGAGCUCGGUGUCGGAAGUUGGAGGACAACCAUACUACUUCUUGUCAGUGUUGACAAGAACUGCAGAUGGAGAUGAGGGUGGGAAGCACCAGCUGAUCACAGCGACUGUGAAGGAUGGAAAGCUUUACAUCUGCAAGGCACAAGCGGGAGACAAGAGGUGGUUUAAAGGAGCAAGGAAGUUUGUGGAGGGUGCUGCCGCUUCUUUCAGUGUUGCUUAACAAUGUUGAUUAGUACUGUGUGUAAGAGCGAGAGAGAGGCGUUUGUUGUAUAUUUUGGAGAACACUACCUUAGCCAAUGAAAGGGAUUGCCAAAAUCCACCGUUAGUAGGUA